Messenger RNA from Kuraishia capsulata CBS 1993, 1416 nucleotides. RefSeq lists its product as uncharacterized. Lineage: Eukaryota; Fungi; Ascomycota; Pichiomycetes; Pichiales; Pichiaceae. The transcript has a single exon. The record is from RefSeq and is a predicted model, not a curated record. Gene Ontology annotation, cellular component: mRNA cleavage and polyadenylation specificity factor complex. Bases 1 to 1416 code for a protein of 471 amino acids. Gene Ontology annotation, molecular function: protein binding.
AUGUACCAGCAGAGGCAACAACAACAAAGGCGACAGCCUUUGCAACCCAAUGAGGAUGAUACGCAGGACCAGCAGAGAAAGCAGAAGCAUCUGGUGGAUCCAGGCACUUCCAUGGGCAGAUACAUGAUCAACAGGUCGUUAGGAAUAACAAAACAGCCGUUGGGCCAGAUGAGGCCACAGAUAUCAUUCCAUACUCAUCUUGGACCUGUCGGAUCAUAUGCAGCUGAUUCUUACAUUGAUUUGCCUACCAGAUUCGUACACUUGGCAAUGAACAAGUCGAGACAUGCAAUACAUGCCCUGAAAUGGACACCUGAUGCCAGAAGAGUCUUGGUGACAAGUCACAGUGGCGAAUUCACCCUAUGGAAUGGUCUAGCAUUCAAUUUUGAGUCCAUCAUGCAGGCUCAUGAUGGUGCGAUCUACGCAAUCAACUACUCACAUUCUGGAGAUUGGUUAAUCAGUGGAGAUCAGAUGGGAACAAUCAAGUUCUGGCAACCAAAUUUCAACAACGUGAACAUUUUACCGGGAUCACACGAAGAUUCCGUGCAGGAUCUUGUAUUUUCGCCCAAUGACUCGAAGUUUGUGAGUUGCUCUGACGAUAACACGCUCAAGAUAUGGAACUUCAACACUGCCACUGAAGAGAGAGUGUUGAAGGGCCACCAUUGGGAUGUGAAAUCGUGCGAUUGGCACGACGAGCUUGGACUAAUUGUUAGUGGAUCCAAGGACAAUUUGAUAAAACUUUGGGAUCCCAGAAAGGGAGAAAGUGUGGCCACUAUUCACGAUUUCAAGCACACCAUCACUGAGUGUAAGUUCAACAACACUGCUAACGGGUCCAAGCGAAUGCUAGCUGCCGGUUCAAGAGAUCAUUCGGCGAGAGUUUUCGAUCUACGGACUAUGAAGAGUGUCUACAACUUGAGACGUAGCUCUGAAACUGAUGCCUCUUCGUUACUAUGGAACCCAGUUAAUUCUAAUAUCAUAUCGGUUGGAGGAUAUGACGGUUCUCUCUGUACAUACUCACUGGAUAGACAUAUUUCGGAGGAAUGGUCGCAAUCCCUGCAAAACACCUCUGGCCUGGUUGCGAUGUCGAAAUCUGCAAUCUCCAUGGCACCAACCCACGAAAUGCCGUAUGCCCACGAGAAGGCAAUCCAUGCUAUGGGCUAUCAUCCUCUCGGUAAUCUCCUAUGUACGACUGGGGCUGACAGAACGGUUCGUUUCUGGGGAAGGUCUAAGCCUGGUGAUCCAACUGCUUUCAAAGAGUCAUGUUACACUGGUGAGAGUCACAACUGGCACCAGGACAACCAUAAUGGUAAUGGUGAUCGCUUUAACGGUGAUUCGAACCAGAAUAGGGUUCCUGGUCUGAGUCUCGGAGCCAAUGGAGGAUUACCUGGACUGGGUAGUAUACCAGGGUUGAGUUCGUGA